Orbicella faveolata is the source of this 1086-nucleotide messenger RNA. RefSeq lists its product as uncharacterized. The record is from RefSeq and is a predicted model, not a curated record. Gene Ontology annotation, molecular function: calcium ion binding. NCBI's taxonomy places the organism in Eukaryota, Metazoa, Cnidaria, Anthozoa, Scleractinia, Merulinidae.
AUGACAGAUUUCUGUGAUGCACUUGGUUACAAGGAACACAACUGUGCAAGUUAUAAUUUGAUGAGGAGAAGUAAAAGUGAGAGACACAGAUGUGAAUUGAAUAAUGCUACUCAUGAAGGGAAUGAAAAUGACUUGGAGGAAAACCCAGAUUAUAUAUACCGCGGAGCAAAGGGAACCUUUCACUAUGAUUCUGACCUUUGGAGCAACAAUGAAGUAUUCAAUGUUGAAGGAGAGCAGACUGUAUUUGACACACAAGAGACCAAAUUGACGACCUACUGGGACACAGGCUUCACCAAGAUCUGUCUCGGGAUGAGGAUCCACGGAGAGGAGAACAUUAAUUUUCUCGUCAUAAACCAUGUGGCUGACUCUUUGUACUCGCUGAUCGCUGACGGACAACAUCGUGCCACCUCAUUGGGUCGUGACACAUGGAAAACGCUUAUUGGUUCCCAGGCCUCCCUACAGCUCAAUUGCAAUGUUGAAGGUUUCAAUACCUUUUGUUCAGGGUAUGAUUACUCCAGAGCAAGAAUUGGUUUUGUUAGCAACAAUGAAAAUGAUUGCAAGUGGUGUGAUUCCAGAAUCGGGUUUGGUACCGGGGGAUAUCCUCAGCACCAUAUUACAUGUGGAAACGUGGCACAGCACGAGUCAGAUAAUGGAAACCAAUUUAUUUCAGCGAUGGAUUACAUUUUUGUCCUAUAAAAAAUAAAUUCAGCUCUUAAACGCGGCAUGUUUUGGCAUGCUUGUCGAGUAGUGCUCCGGUUGAUGAAGGUUAUUCUUACAUGCCACACUCCUGGGAGUGUAGACCUUUGUAAUAGGCCCCUUUAGCGACAGACGUCGCCGGCCUGACGACGGCAACCGGAAACGUGACAUUUCUUUCGAGACGUCACUGCGCAUGUACAAUACGUUGUGACCUGACGUUGCCCUGAGGUCGAGAACGUGAGAACGUGGAGUUUCACGUCGCGACGAAAACGUGAGCACUUAAUCUCUUGUUUUGAUACCUUUUAGCUUACUUUUGUGCUACUUUGGUGCCGAACCAAGGUAAAGUUGCAUAAUGAUUGCCUUUAUGUUUAAAACAAUGUUCUGGAAGUA